AUGCCCACCCACGCGGCUGCUUGCCUCCACAGUCCCAAGGCAACCAUGGUCAACACUAUCCCUGUUCCAUCGAUCAAGCUCAACACGGGCGCUUCAAUCCCCGCCAUCGGUCUUGGUACCUGGCAAUCCCAGCCCGGAGAAGUGGCGGCUGCUGUCGAGACAGCUCUCAAGGUGGGUCCUCGUUGGCGAUGGUGCGAGGAUGACGUAAGAUGUUCCUUCCGUUCCUAAGCUACAGCUCACCCGUAUCCUCUCUUGCCCCGAUCUACAGAACGGUUAUCGCCACAUCGAUGGAGCUUGGAUCUGUAAGUCUACCAGUCGCUUCAACGCCCCCAACAUCACAAGAUCACCUUUGCCUCCAAGGAGAUGAUCAGUCGAAAGCUUCGGUUGCUCCGGCCCGGCAGCUCCGCAUGCACUCACGGAGGGCUGAUGGACCGCAACUUCGCUCUGGCAGACGGCAACGAGCAAGAGGUUGGCGAGGGCAUCAAGGCCAGUGGGGUUGAUCGUUCCGAAAUCUUCAUCACCACCAAGUUGUGGUGCACGCACCAACGCGAUGCCGAAGCCGCGAUCGAGAAAUCGCUCAAGUUGCUCGGCGUGGACUAUGUCGACCUUUACCUUAUUCACUGGCCCGUGCCGAUGAACCCUAAUGGCAACGACCCCAAGUUCCCCAAAAAGGAGGACGGCAGACGCGACCUCGAUCUCGAGGAGUGGUCCGUCGCCAAAACGUGGGAAGGUAUGGAGAAGGUGUACAAGAGCGGCAAGGCCAAGGCGAUCGGCAUCUCCAACUUCUCCGAGGCCUUCAUCGAGGACCUGCUCAAGACGGCCAAGGUCGUACCCGCGGCGAACCAGAUCGAGCUCCACCCUUACCUCCCCCAACACGAUCUCGUCAAGUACUGCCAGAGCAAAAACAUCGCCGUCGAGGCCUACUCGCCUUUGGGAUCGACCGAUUCACCCCUGCUCAAGGACGAGGAGAUUGUCAAGAUCGCCGAGGCUCAUGGUGUCUCGGUCGGCACGAUCCUCAUCUCUUACCAAGGUGAGCCAGGGUAUCGCGCUACUUCCACAACAAGUGGGAAGACCUGAGCUUACUCCCCGUGUCUCUCGGCGCGGAAUCGCAGUCGCUCGCAACGUCGUCGUGCUGCCCAAGUCGGUCACCCCCAAGCGCAUCAUCGACAACUUCCAACUCGUCAAGCUCAGCAGCGAGGACCUCGAGACGCUCAACAGCAUGCACAAGACCAAGGGAAAGAGGUUUAUCAAGGUCAGUCCGAAUAGCAAUGGCGGACUGGGACAACCGGGACCGACGCUGACCAGCUUUGUUUCGGUGACCAUCAGCCUGACUGGGGCAUCGAUCUCAAGUUCGCCAACUGGGACUGA
Messenger RNA from Microbotryum saponariae, 1368 nucleotides. Lineage: Eukaryota; Fungi; Basidiomycota; Microbotryomycetes; Microbotryales; Microbotryaceae. The record is from the annotation of a GenBank genome assembly.